AUGUCUCAAGUGAUUUUCACGGCAAUUUUCGUCCUCUACUUCCUAUCACUCACAGGUUUGACAUUUUAUUACUUUGUUUUAAAAAAGGAAGACGAGUCAAAGUGAGAAGUAAACUUAACACUAAUUAAUGUCUCUGCAGACCUUGCUUUUUCGGACAUUUGGCGUCACUGGCAGUGAUGACAUUCUUGAUAAUUUCAGGUGCAAGUUUUCCGGGUGCCGAACCUGCGAUUCAGGUACCCCGACGGAGCGCGUCUUUGUACUGGGUAAAUCGUGCUCAGCCAAACAAAUUCAAGAAAUACCGCACCUUCAGUGAGUUUUUUUGUACUUGAGUAAAAAAUGAUCACUAGGCUAGGCUAGUUGUUUAUUUGUCCGAUUGAUACCUUAAAAAAAGUCUACAGAAAACAAGGUUAGCAAGAGGUUUCUGAUUUCUUUAAAUUGAAACUUAAUGAGAUCCUGAGAAAAUUUUUAUUCAAUUGAAGCAAGAAGAAGGCAUUUUCAAUCAUCUGAAAGGAAAUAUUUUUUCAUUAGGAUUCUAACUCCACUCAAAAUGGUUUUCUCCGAAAAUUUUUGAGAAAUUCAUGUCUCACUUCCGUUUCAACUUUUUUCCAGGCGACUUUUAUGCUUAAGGACUUUUUUCCAUACAAUCAUGAGAAGUGAAAAGUGAAAUCAUUCUUUUCAGAGUAAUUUUUUUCCUAAGCCUUUAUGAUCAUUCAGAUCAUUCCUUCCAAGUUUCCACAAUCAGAAAGUCUUUGGAAAAACAUGUAAGAAACUCUCAAAAAUAAAAAAAUCGAAGUUUUUCGGGAUUCGACAUUUCAAAAAUGAUCCAAAUCAUCUCAAAAACAUGAUCAUUUCAAAAAAACAAUUUUAUACUUAGUAGGGAAAUAGUUUUAUAAAUUAUACUUUUUUUCAUUUUUUUCGAUACUGAAAUCCAUGUUGAAUGAUUUUUUUACUAUAAUAUUUUUUUGUUUUUUUCAAAAAAAGUUUUGAAUUUUGUGAACCUUGAAUAAUUUCAGCCACGGAGUUUUUUUUCAAUGUUUUUGAAAUACUAUAAAUGCAUGUUUUAAAAAUUUGCAAUUUCGCCAAAUUCUUUUUUUUCAUAGUUCAAAUUUUUAGUCAACUCCUUAAUUUUGAGUAAACUUAGUUUAGAAAGCUUUUUUCAGAGUCAAAGAUUUAACAGUUUUUAAAAAAUCCAUGUGGUCAAACCAGGUGUAUUCAACCAACUCUGAAGUGAAAGUACCGUCUCUUUUCUUAUGUUUUCCAAUCAUUUCUUAAUCAUUUUGCCAAAGGUCCCAUUUCAUGAAAAGCCUAGUGACUGAAUUCCCGAAACCACUAAAAAUGCUCAAAUAAUCAGUUCCAGAUGCACUGCAAUCAAUGGGUCUCGAUAAAAAGAAGCGUUUCAGCGAAAAUAUCCACCAGAUGCUGAAGAAAUUACUUAAUCAAUAA
Caenorhabditis auriculariae is the source of this 1443-nucleotide messenger RNA. Lineage: Eukaryota; Metazoa; Nematoda; Chromadorea; Rhabditida; Rhabditidae. The record is from the annotation of a GenBank genome assembly.